AUGACUGGGCAAAGCUACAGUGUCUACAAUGCAGUCUAUGCUGUGGCACAUGCUCUCCAUGCUAUGCUUACAUCCAGCUCCAAACACAGAGCAAUUGCCAGUAGUGGAAAACAGAAACUUCUCCAUCCUCAAGUGUGGCAGACUCAACCUCUUUCUUUGUGCAAUGAUCCCUGCAACUUGGGUUACAACAAGAUCAAAAUAGAAGGGAAGCCUUUUUGCUGUUACAAAUGCCUUAAUUGCCCAGAAGGGAAAAUUGCCAACCAGACAGAUUCAGAUGACUGUUUCCCAUGUCCUGAAGAAAGUUAUCCCAACAAGGAUCAGAUUGUUUGCAUUAAAAAACUCACAACUUUCUUGACUUACAAAGAACCCUUGGGAAUCACCUUGACCAGUGUCGCUUUCUUCUUUUCUGUCAUCUCAGUUGUGGUGCUGGGGAUCUUCAUUAAACACCAACAUACUCCCAUUGUCAAAGCCAACAACAGGAGCCUCACUUAUAUUCUUCUCAUUGCUCUUUUGUUCUCUUUCCUCUGCAUUUUGCUUUUCAUUGGGCAACCUGACCAAGUAAAAUGUCUCAUGAGACAAGCUACUUUUGGCAUCCUUUUCUCUGUAGCCCUUUCUUGCAUAUUGGGCAAAACAACCAUAGUGCUUCUUGCUUUCAUGACCACUAAGCCAGAUUCCAAAAUGAGGAAAUGGGUGGGGAAAAGGCUAGCCAGCAUCAUUGUCUUGUCUUGUUCCCUGGUGCAAACCACCAUUUGUAGUGUGUGGCUAUCAAUUUCUCCCCCAUUUCCAGAUUCAGACAUGCAUUCAGAGGCUGGAGAAAUUGUCCUGGAAUGUAAUGAAGGUUCAGUCAUGAUGUUUUAUAUUGUUCUUGGCUUUAUGGGGUUCUUGACCUUUAUCAGCUUCACAGUGGCCUUCCAAGCCAGGAAGUUACCAGAUAGUUUUAAUGAAGCCAAAUUUAUAACUUUCAGUAUGUUUGUUUUUUGCAGUGUCUGGGUGUUGUUUGUUCCCACCUAUCUGAGCACCAAGGGAAAGUAUAUUGUAGCUGUGGAGGUCUUCUCCAUUUUGGCUUCUUCAGCAGGAUUAUUGGGUUGCAUCUUUUUCCCAAAAUGCUACAUUAUUGUUCUGAGGCCUGAUUUGAACAGAAAGAAGCAGCUGAUAAAAAAACAAAAAUGA
Notechis scutatus (mainland tiger snake) is the source of this 1170-nucleotide messenger RNA. NCBI's taxonomy places the organism in Eukaryota, Metazoa, Chordata, Lepidosauria, Squamata, Elapidae. The record is from RefSeq and is a predicted model, not a curated record.